This is a messenger RNA of Saxophila tyrrhenica, 2904 nucleotides long. It is a transcript of the gene DCP2, whose product is annotated as mRNA-decapping enzyme subunit 2. The record is from RefSeq and is a predicted model, not a curated record. Gene Ontology annotation, molecular function: 5'-(N(7)-methylguanosine 5'-triphospho)-[mRNA] hydrolase activity; manganese ion binding; RNA binding. The transcript has a single exon. The coding region runs from base 1 to 2904 and encodes 967 amino acids. Gene Ontology annotation, cellular component: P-body; cytoplasm. Gene Ontology annotation, biological process: nuclear-transcribed mRNA catabolic process, nonsense-mediated decay; deadenylation-dependent decapping of nuclear-transcribed mRNA. Lineage: Eukaryota; Fungi; Ascomycota; Dothideomycetes; Mycosphaerellales; Extremaceae.
AUGACCACGACGCACCACCCCACCACCCUCGUUGACUGGCUCGACGACCUCACUGUCCGCUUCCUGCUGAACCUGCCCGCCUCGGAGCUGUCCUCGGUCCCGCGCCUUUGCUUCCAGGUCGAAGAGGCACAAUGGUUCUACGAAGACUUCGUCCGGCCCGCUGUCGCCGCCGCCGGCCUGCCUCCACUCCCUAGCCUGCCACUACGGCAAUUCUGCUUGCUGCUGUUCCAACACUGUCCGCUGUUGAGCGGCUUCACAGACGCGCAGCACAUUGCCGCCUAUGAGGAGUUCCUCGCGUACAAGGUGCGCGUCCCUGUACGCGGCGCGAUCAUGUUGGACGAGGAGAUGGAGCAUGUCCUACUUGUGCGCGGUUGGAAGAAGGGCGCGAGCUGGUCUUUCCCACGAGGGAAGAUCAACAAGGAUGAGAAGGACUUGGAUUGUGCCGUGAGGGAGGUUUACGAGGAGACGGGUUACGACGCUCGAGAAGCCGGACUGGUACCGGAUAAUGAGGAUGACGCGAAGUUCAUUGACAUUACGAUGCGAGAGCAGCACAUGCGAUUGUUUGUCUUCCGGGGCGUGUCGCGGGAUACGCAUUUCGAGCCCAGGACGCGAAAGGAGAUCGGUGGGAUCAAUUGGUACGCUAUCAAAGACCUGCCGGGCUUCAAGAAGCAGAAGAUUCAGCACGCGGGUGAGGGUCCCAGUUCGAGCAAGUUUUAUAUGGUUGCGCCCUUUUUGGGCCAUUUGAAGAAGUGGAUAGGCCAGCAGAGAAAGGCCGAUCCGACCAGGGCGGUGAAAACCAAGCCGGUCAAUGGCGGCGCAGCUCCGGUCGUUACGGAAGAUGAGACAGAGGUAGAGGAAGAGUCUGCCACUCAGACUGAUGCGCAAGUGAACGUUAAGGGUGAUCUUUUGGCGAAGCUUCUAGGCUCCGGGCAGACAGAACAGCGGGAUCUACCUGCGCCUCAGCCUGAACCCUCACAUACAUCUGCAAACGACCUCCUAGCAAUGCUUCGCGGCACUGCGCCGCAGAACAAUGGGAAUCAAAUACCGCAAACUCCAUUGGAGCAAGUCGACCAGUUCCCUCGAGAGCCGAACACACCCCAACCAGACCACUUGAGACAUCCAUCCUUGGCACAUGGUCAACGACAGCCUCCCCCACCUACAUUCCCACUCUCGCCUCAGAACAUACCUUUGCACGACCAGCAGAGAAAUGCUUCCAUGCCGACUCCCAAUAUCUUUGGGCCAGGUCCCAAUGGAGUCUCACAAGGGCGAGCACCUAGCUUUCCGAAUGGGAUGCCCCCGCAUCUGCACCAGCAGCAGUUCCAGCAACGGGAGAGCAUGCCAGGCCGUGCCCCGGGCCCGCCACCUGGACCACACAACGGGUUCUUUAGAGACAAUCGUAACCAGCACAACUAUCAACAGCCGUUUGCCACCCAGCUUCCGCAACAGAACAUGCAAUCCCCGUUCCAGCAGCCUCCACCCAACGCUUAUUUGGCACAAGGUCCGCAGGGUGCUAUCGCAAGCGGCCCAGCGGUACCCAAUGCCUCGCAGCUGCCACCACCAAGGCUGAAUGCUCAGUCAAUGAAGCUGCUUGAUGCCUUCAAGAGCAACGGCAGUGUCCCGAUGGUUUCUGCUUCUACUUCGGCGAAGGCAGAUCAGCGGCCUACCAGUGGCCAUCAGGCUGCAUUGCUGGGUCUGCUUAAGAAGGCUCCGGCCACUCAGCAAUCUCCAGCUGCGCAGGCAACAGAACUACCGCAACAGCCGCAUAGAGCAGUCUCGCCCACGCCCACAGAUGGGACGGAUAGGACUGUUAGACCCACGGAGAGGAGGCCCACCCUGAACGAGAUCACCAGAACUCUGCCCCCAAAAGUCAGGGUGAAGUCGCCACCCACCGUCAACACGACUAGUCAACCAUCCGAGCCACUAAUCGCAUCUGAGCGCGAGCGGCCGAAGUCCAGACAGCUUUUCGAUCCCUCUGCACCCUUCAAGCCUCAGGUUGCAAGUCCAGAGAGGUCACAACAAUCUCUUCCAUCCUUCGCACAGCAGCACCCAGCGACGAGGCAGCCACCCAAGUCACCUAGAGGAAGGAACGCUAGUCCAGCUAGCUCACCAUCCCGGAAGAAUGGUGUGCAGACUGUCCGGAGCCAUCAGCAACCCUCUUCGCCGUUCACAAUCCUAGCUCGGCCCGGUUCUGCUAGAGAGGCAAAGUCUCCCGCCGCACCUACGAGUCCUCUUCUUAACGAAGGCCCACAGACAGGCUUCAGGCCGCAAGUGCUCAAACGUUCGAACGGGAACGAAAGCGCGGACACUGCACAGCAGCCAGCGGACAAGAAAGAUCAGCUACUUGCUCUCUUCGGUAAGACAGCACCUUCAGCGAGAUCGACUCCGUCCACGCAACCUGCGUCUACUGGCCCCAAUCGGCCAUCACCCGCACCUGAUAGUCGCAAGAACUCACUCCUCGAUCUUUUCAGUCCUCCCGCUGUAACUUCACAGCAGCCAACGCCUACACCCGCUCCUGCACCACCUCCCGCCCCACGCAUUGAGCCCGAACGACGUCCUUCAUCAAAAGCUCCACCUCAAGUCACUUCGGCGCCUGCUCCGCCAAGACAGCAGAACCUCCUGCUUGACCUCUUCAACAACAAGACAAAUACCUCGGCCACACCAGUGACCAGUCCCGGCACGCCCAUCUCGCCUUUCACGCUGGGGACGCCGGCCACGACUUCAGGACCUUCACAGCUUCCGGGCAUGGCUGGCGGCAGAACGAGUCGCUUGGCGUCUGUGAGCAGUCCUGAUGGCAGUGGAAGUGAGAGCGCAAAGACGCCGACGGAAGCAAAGGAGUUCUUGAUGGGCUUCUUGAACGGGGUCGUGCAGGAAGGCUACAGGGGAGCGACGUCCGGGGCCCGGUAA